UUCCCCAGUUUUCUAUCUGUUUUUUUCUUCUUUUUUUUCACUCUCAACAUUUUUAAACCCAUAAUUAACAACUAGAAAUAUGUUUGAAAAUAUAGAUUUUGAAAAUGAUUAUGCCCUUCUUGAAUCAAUUAAGCUUCAAUUACUUGAAGAUUGGGAAUGGGAAAAUCCAGUAACAAGCUCAGAUAAUUCAACCUCAACUUAUAGCCGAAACAAUAGUAUUGAGUCUAAUAAUUCCUUAUCGAAUGAUUUUGAUUAUUCAACUGACAAAUUUCUUUCCGAUUUGCUUAAUGAUAAUGACGUUGGAUAUGGAUCGGAUCCUGUAAUCCCAAAUGUGAAAUCGGAGCCUGAAAUUUGGAAUUUCGCGGAAUUUGCGGCGGCGACGCAGUAUACGGUGGCGGAGGUGAGAGUGGAACCACCACCACAACCUGUAGUGACAGCGCCGCCACAGACGGUGCCGACGGCGAGGCACUAUAGAGGUGUGAGACAGAGACCUUGGGGAAAAUUUGCGGCGGAAAUUAGGGAUCCGGCGAAAAAUGGGCAAAGAGUGUGGUUGGGUACGUAUGAGACGGCGGAGGACGCAGCGUUUGCUUAUGAUAAAGCGGCGUUUCGCAUGAGGGGUUCACGUGCAAUGCUGAAUUUCCCACUGAGGAUUAAUUCUGGUGAGCCGGAACCCAUUAGAGUCAGGUCGAAGAAGUCAUCAAUGUCGCCGGAAUGUUCUUCAUCGUCGUCAUCGGAUAAUGCGCCGGGGAAGAGGAGGAAGACGGUCCCUCAAGUGGUAUAAAAUGGGUCGGGUCGGUUUUCUCACGGAUCAAAUAUCUGAGCUUGGAUAGUUUGGUAAGACCUAUGAGAUAAACAAAGAUAUUUUAUGAGAUUCUAAAAUCAUCAAUUCAAUCGUGUGAUAAAACUAAUCUCAAAAUUAUUAUUUUUUCCCAUAUACCAUUCAAUCCCUAGAGUCGUUUGGUAUUAUGAAUAAGGUAUAAUAAUUUCAAGAUAAAAAUUUUAUUCUACGUUUGAUUGAAGGUAUUAUAUAAUCCUUAGAUUAUUUAUUUUAUCAUUAUGAUUUGAUGAAAUAACUUAUCUUAGGAUUAAUUAUCUCGAAUAGGCAUGUGAUCCUUUUUUAUUUCUUUCUAAGAUAGGCCUGUAGUUGAAUGAAUGAAUUUCCACUGUAAAGUAAUAAGUAAUAACUAUCAUAAUGAUGAAAUUCUUCUUCU
Molecule: messenger RNA, 1211 nt
Organism: Solanum stenotomum
Lineage: Eukaryota; Viridiplantae; Streptophyta; Magnoliopsida; Solanales; Solanaceae
Product: ethylene-responsive transcription factor 1A-like
Exons: 1
Coding region: 80-781 (233 amino acids)
Biological process (GO): regulation of DNA-templated transcription; ethylene-activated signaling pathway
Molecular function (GO): DNA binding; DNA-binding transcription factor activity
Source: RefSeq, a predicted model, not a curated record